UUAACAGUGCUUACACAAGUGGAAGCGUGUAUGAAUUCCCGUCCUCUUUGUGCGAUGUCUAGUGAUCCAAACGACUUUAGUGCAUUGACUCCAGGUCAUUUUCUGAUUGGAGCCCCUUUGCUUGCCAUUCCGGAAUCUGACUUGAGUGAUGUGAAAUCUUCACGACUUAAACGUUGGUCUCUAGUUCAACAGACUGUGCAACAUUUUUGGAAACGAUGGUGUGCAGAAUAUUUAACAACACUUCAGCAACGUGCUAAGUGGUUUCGUGCGUCUCCAAAUCUAAAAUGUGGUGAUUUAGUUCUGAUCAAAAACGAACAACUGCCUCCAAACCAAUGGAAAAUUGGAAGAAUUGCCUUAAUUUAUCCAGGUAGUGAUAAAAAGGUUCGAGUGGCUACAAUCCAUACAGCCGCUGGUGAUUUCAAACGAGCUGUUACUAAAUUGUGUCUUAUCCCCAAUCAUGACUAAUAUGAACUAUGAACUAUUGACUUUUUUCAUAUUAUUGAACUUUAAUUUUAGUUAUAUUUUCAAUUAAUUUUUUUAAUGUUAUUAUGUAUGCUUUAAAUAUUUAUCUUUUUUGAACCCUUAGAAGGCUUCAAGGCCGAGGGCUAUGUUUAGUAUUUUUUGUUACCAAACGAAUUACUAGUGUGUCUUUGCAACAAUAGAUGGCGUUGCUGCCUGAUGA
Molecule: messenger RNA, 682 nt
Organism: Stegodyphus dumicola
Lineage: Eukaryota; Metazoa; Arthropoda; Arachnida; Araneae; Eresidae
Source: RefSeq, a predicted model, not a curated record